Sesamum indicum (sesame) is the source of this 2739-nucleotide messenger RNA. RefSeq names its product monosaccharide-sensing protein 2. NCBI's taxonomy places the organism in Eukaryota, Viridiplantae, Streptophyta, Magnoliopsida, Lamiales, Pedaliaceae. Gene Ontology annotation, molecular function: transmembrane transporter activity. Gene Ontology annotation, cellular component: membrane. The record is from RefSeq and is a predicted model, not a curated record. Gene Ontology annotation, biological process: transmembrane transport.
UCCCAAACCACUGCAUCUCUCUCCCUCUCUCUCAAUAUAGUCUUUCGCACCAAUCUUGCUAUAUGUCAAAAACAAAAGCACAACUCCUUUUUCCCACUCGGACUUCCUAUACUUUCCUCGAUCUAUUCAGAAAGUUUUACGAGCUGCAUGUAUAUAUUAUACAUGCAUCCGCCUCACGUAAUAUGCAAAAGAGUCGUGCAAAUUCUGUCCACCACCAUAUGUUAUAAAAAAUCUAACCGUUAGCCGAUUUUAUUAUAAAGAAUCAACUGUUUGAACGUAGAAGAGAUAUAUUCAUCAAGGAUGAGGGGAGCUGUGCUAGUCGCCAUUGCAGCGGCCAUUGGGAAUUUGUUACAAGGAUGGGACAAUGCAACUAUAGCAGGGGCUGUGCUUUACAUCAAAAGGGAAUUUCAUUUGCAGAGCGAACCUACAAUAGAAGGGCUCAUUGUCGCUAUGUCCCUGAUUGGAGCAACGGUCAUCACAACAUGUUCUGGGCCAGUAUCUGAUUGGCUUGGACGACGCCCGAUGCUAAUAUUAUCGUCUGUUCUUUAUUGUCUUAGUGGAUUAGUGAUGUUAUGGUCUCCAAAUGUCAGUGUGCUCCUUCUGGCAAGGCUUAUGGAUGGUUUUGGCAUCGGUCUUGCCGUUACUCUUGUUCCUGUGUACAUAUCUGAGACUGCCCCGCCAGAAAUAAGAGGACUACUGAAUACCCUACCGCAGUUCACUGGUGCUGCGGGCAUGUUCAUGUCAUACUGCAUGGUCUUCGCAAUGUCUUUGAAGGAUUCACCUAGUUGGAGACUCAUGCUUGGGGUUCUCUCUAUUCCUUCCCUGAUAUACUUCGCACUGGCUAUACUUUUCUUGCCUGAAUCCCCAAGGUGGCUGGUAAGUAAAGGAAAGAUGAAAGAAGCCAAACAAGUUCUACAAAUGUUACGUGGAACAGACGAUGUCUCAGGUGAAAUGGCUUUGUUAGUGGAAGGUUUAGGUGUUGGAGGUGACACAUCUAUAGAGGAGUACAUAAUAAGUCCUGACAAUGUGCUAGCCGAUAGCCAAGAGCAUGCUGUGGAGAAAGACCGCAUCAAAUUGUAUGGGGCUGAGGAGGGAAAAUCUUGGAUUGCAAAACCUGUCAUCGAGCAGAGUACUCUUGGUGCCGUCUCCCGUCAUGGGAGCAUGCCUAACCAGAACAAUGUGCAGCUUGUGGAUCCCUUGGUCACUCUGUUCGGGAGCGUUCAUGAGAAGCUCCCGGAGUCAGGCAGCAUGAGAAGCAUGCUCUUCCCAAAUUUCGGCAGCAUGUUCAAUGUUGCGGAGCAUCAUGGCAAAGGUGAACAAUGGGAUGAGGAAAACCUGCAGAAGGAUGGAGACCAUGCAUCAGACGGUUCCGGGGGUGAGUCUGAUGACAACUUGAGGAGUCCUUUGCUCUCACGUCAGGCUUCAAACGGCGAAAGGGAUAACGCCGGUGAACAAGUGAGUGGCAUGGGAAUUGGUGGUGGGUGGCAGCUUGCAUACCGAAAGGACGAGAAAAGUUCAGGAGGCCUAAAGAGGAUCUACUUGCACCAGGAGGGUGCUCCUGCAUCCCGAAGGGGCUCUAUAAUUUCACUCUGCGGAGCAGAAAACGAAGUCGUCCACGCGGCUGCUUUGGUGAGCCAGUCUGUUCUUCACAUGCAGGAGCUUCCGGAUCAUCAUACGAUUGGCAAAGCAAUGGAUAAACAACCUCAAGCUGCUGCUAAAGGGGGAACAAGCUGGAAUGAACUCUUCGAACCAGGAGUGAAACAUGCAUUGGUAGUAGGUGUGGGAAUUCAAAUUCUUCAACAGUUCUCUGGAAUUAAUGGGGUUUUGUACUACACUCCUCAAAUUCUGGAACAAGCGGGUGUGGGAGUCCUCCUCUCAAACUUGGGCCUCAGUUCAGACUCUGCUUCCCUUCUGAUAAGUGGUGUCACAACGUUGUUGAUGCUUCCAAGCAUUGGUGUUGCAAUGAGACUUAUGGAUAUUGCAGGCAGAAGGUGGCUACUGUUGUCUACUCUACCGGUUUUAUUGGUGACACUGAUCUUAUUAGUCCUUGGAAAUGUCAUUGAUCUGGGAACUGUGAUGCAUGCGGUCAUCUCAACCGCUAGCGUUAUCGUCUACUUCUGCUGCUUCGUCAUGGGGUUCGGACCGAUCCCUAACAUACUAUGUGCCGAGAUCUUUCCUACUCGUGUGCGUGGAAUUUGCAUUGCGAUAUGUGCUCUCACAUUUUGGAUUGGAGACAUCAUCGUAACGUACACGCUCCCGGUCAUGCUGAACCAAAUAGGCCUUGCUGGUGUAUUCGGAAUUUAUGCUGUUGUAUGCGCUGUCGCAUGGGUCUUCGUCUUCGUAAAGGUUCCAGAAACAAAGGGCAUGCCGCUAGAAGUUAUCACGGAAUUCUUUGCAGUGGGUGCAAAACAAACUGCAGAUAUUGUAUAGAACUGAUGAGUGUGUGCAAGUUUAAAAGAGUUGAUCAAGAACUUGCUUCUUUCCUUUUCUUACAGGCUAAUUAGAUCAGCCAUUUUGAUGAGCUGUGAGAAAGCAGUGAUGAUUGUCUGAAAGAAGAUGAUCGCUUAUAAAGUUGACAGGAGACGGCAGCCAGCUGUUAGUUCAUUCCUUGUUCUAAUUUCUGGUUUUCAUUUGUUCCAUGUGUUGGCUACAUCUCCAUUCAUAGAUCGAUCAUGUAGUUGGACGAUAAUUUUGCAAUAUCUUGACCAUCAGUUGAAAUGAUCCUCAUGCUUGAUGACA